Molecule: messenger RNA, 375 nt
Organism: Lithohypha guttulata
Lineage: Eukaryota; Fungi; Ascomycota; Eurotiomycetes; Chaetothyriales; Trichomeriaceae
Exons: 1
Coding region: 1-375 (124 amino acids)
Source: RefSeq, a predicted model, not a curated record
AUGGGGCCGCCAGCACCACCUCCACCUUCACCCGAGGAAGCACAAGAAAUUAAGCAUCAAGCGGCGAGGUCAAUUGCAUCUCUUCUUCCGGCUGUCGUUACGCGAAGAUACUAUGCAACCAACGACGAUAGCGAUCUCGUCGAUCAAAUCGAACAAGAUAUACUUGAGCCGUUUGAUGAUGUCUAUCUCAACAAGCACUUGAUAUAUGCCAUUCUUGAGCUGAUACUGGUGAAGUUAAUUCCUGAAUUGGGCCAACAGACCAUCACUGAUCUGCUUGCCGAUCGAGGCGUUGUUUCAGAUGAAGAUUUUGGUCCGGUGGCUAUUAGUCCGGAUACUGAUGAGGACGAGAAUGUAAACUCCCCUAAAGUAGCUUGA